CCAAGUGAAUGUGAGCUAACAUUAGUUAACAAAAAGCAAACAUUUGCCAGCGAUAACAGGCUUUACUUAUAGCUUUUAGAUAUAUAAAAUGUUACAGUAUAAAUAUCCAGUUAUUUAGGAUGAUGAAUAUGUAUGUAUCUGUACUGCAGUAUGAAUGAAUCUCUUCCUAUGGUCGUGACCCGGAUACUAAACGAGUGGACACGCCGCACCGCUACCUCCGUCGUGUGAGUAACCGACAUGCAACUGAUUUUUGGGGACUUCGCAUCAGUUGCGUGAUGAGAGGAACCUGCCUGACAGCAGCAGAGAGGAGUGCACCUGCCUUGGAGGAAAGCUAACCCACGAAUGGCCUGCCAGUCUGUUGCUGCAGUCAUGGACGAGCAGGCCCUACUGGGGCUCAACCCGAACGCUGACGCCCUUUACAGGCAGAGGGCCAUGGUGUACUUUGAGCAGCUGAAGGAGUCCCAGGAUGCCUGGGAGGUGUGUGCAGAGGCGCUGGCUACAGGGGUCUACAAUGACGACCAUGUGAAGUUCUUCUGCUUCCAAGUUUUGGAGCAUCAGAUCAAGUUCAGACAUGCUGGUCUGAGUUCAGCUCAGCAGCAGCUCAUCAGAGAGACUCUGAUGAAGUGGCUUCAGUGUCAGCUGAUGAACGCUCAGCCGGAGAAGCCCUUCAUCAGGAACAAGGCGGCUCAGGUAUUUGCCCUCACCUUCAUCAUGGAGUAUCUGACCCUGUGGCCCAAGUUCUUCUUUGACAUCCUGUCACUGGUGGGUCUGAACCCUCACGGCGUUGACAUCUACCUGAGGACGCUGAUGGCCAUUGACGCAGAGGUGGUCGACAGAGACAUCCUGCACACACCUGAGGAGACUCGUAGAAACACUUUGAUCAAAGACACCAUGCGGGAGCAGUGCAUCCCCAGCCUGGUGGAGUCCUGGUUCCAGAUCCUGCAGACAUACCAGCGGUCCCACCCAGAGCUCACCUGCCAGUGUCUGGAGGUGGUGGGAGCUUACGUGUCCUGGAUCGACCUCAACCUCAUCGCCAACGACCGGUUUGUGAACCUGCUGCUGAGUCAGAUGUCUGUGGAGGAGCUCCGAGAGGAGGCCUGUGACUGCCUGUUUGAAAUCGUCAACAAAGGAAUGGACCCUGUGGAUAAAACCAAACUGGUGGAGUCUCUGUGCCAAGUGCUGCAGUCUGCUGGGUUCUUCAACGUGGAGCAGGAGGACGAUGUGGACUUCCUGGCCAAGUUCUCUCGUCUUAUGAACGGGAUGGGUCAGAGUCUGCUGCUGAGCUGGACAAAGCUGGUCAAAGCUGGCAGUGUGAAGGAGGCUGCCGAGACUCUCCAGGCCGUGGAGGCUAAAGUGCCGCUGCUGCUGAAGUUGCUGGUGCAUGAGGAUGACGACAUCUCGGCCAACAUCGUUGGCUUCUGCUACGAGUACCUGCACAUCCUCAAACAGCUGCCUCAGCUGACAGAGCAACAGAAAACCAACAUAGAGGCGAUCAUGCUCGCUGUCAUGAAGAAGCUGACCUAUGAUGAUGAGUAUAACUUUGAAAACGAGGGUGAAGACGAGGCCAUGUUUGUGGAGUACAGGAAGCAGCUGAAGAUGCUGCUGGAUCGUCUGGCUCAGGUUUCUCCUGAGCUGCUGCUGGAAGCCGUGCGCCGAGUCUUCACUAGCACAAUGCAGAGCUGGCAGACGGCUGCAUUCAUGGACGUGGAGGUGGCCAUCAGGCUGUUGUACAUGCUGGGCGAGGCUCUGCCGGUGUCUCACGGCGCCCAUUUUUCUGGAGACACGGCGAAGACGAGCGCCUUGCAGGACAUGAUGAGGACGCUGGUGUCCUGCGGCGUCAGCAGCUACCAGCACACUUCCGUGUCUCUGGAGUUCUUUGAAACAGUCGUUCGAUAUGAUAAAUUCUUCAUUGUGGAGCCUCAGCACAUCCCAAAUGUUUUGAUGGCGUUUCUGGACCACCGAGGACUGAGACACAACAGCCCGAAGGUCCGCAGCAGAGUGGCCUACCUGUUCUCCAGAUUCGUCAAAACCCUGCAUAAACACAUGAAUGCCUUCAUUGAGGACAUCCUGACCAGGAUCCAGGACCUGCUGGAGCUCGCGCCCCCUGAAAACGGCUUCCCAGCGCUGCUGACCAGUGACGACCAGCUGUUCAUAUUUGAGACGGCAGGCAUCCUGAUUGUGAACGGGGACAGUCCUGUAGAGAGGAAACGGGCAUUGAUGAGGAGUCUGUUGACGCCGCUGAUGGACGCUUUCCGCCUGCUGCUCACCAAACUGCCGCAGGAGACAGAGGAGGAGAGGCAGGCUGCCCUCGCCGACUGCCUGAACCACGCUGUCGGCUUUGCCAGUCGGACCAGCAAGGCGUUCAGCAACAAGCAGACGGUGAAGCAGUGUGGCUGUACAGAGGUCUACAGGGACUGUCUGCAGACCUUCCUGCCUGCACUGAGCUGCCCCAUCCAGCGGGGGGUGCUGCGCAGCUCGGUUCGCUCCUUCCUACAUCGAAUGAUCAUCUGCCUGGAGGAGGAGGUGCUGCCCUUCGUCCCCGCCGCCUCCGAGCACAUGCUGAAGGACUGUGAGGCCAAAGAUCUACAGGAGUUCAUCCCACUCAUCAGCCAGAUCACGGCCAAGUUCAAGCGGCAGGUGUCUCCCUUCCUGCAGCAGGUUUUCAUGCCGCUGGUGCUCGCCAUCUUCGAGGUGUUGGCGCGGCCGGCGGAGGACAACGACCAGACAGCAGCUCUGGAAAAACAGAUGCUGAGAAGGAGCUACUUCAGCUUCAUCCAGACCAUCACAGGAAGUGGCAUGAACGAGGUGAUGGCCAACCAGGAAGCAGAAAACAUAGAGCGGGUUGUGUUCACAAUCAUCCAGGGAGCUGUGGAUUUCCCCGACCCCAUCGCUCAAAAGACCUGCUUCAUCAUCCUCUCCAAACUGGUCGAGCUCUGGGGAGGCAAAGACGGCAUGGUGGGCUUCCCCGACUUCAUCUACAAGAACAUCGUCCCUGCAUGUUUCCUGGCUCCUCUCAAACCCACCUUUGACCUCUCAGAUGCUCAGACAGUACUGACACUCUCUGAGUGUGCUCUCACACUGAAGAUGAUUCAUCUCAAACGGGGGCCGGAGUUUAUUCAGUUCUUACAGCAGGAGUAUCUGCCUUCACUUCAGGUGUCUCCAGAAAUCUCACAGGAGCUGUGUCAGGUGCUUCAGCAGCCGGACGUCAAAGUCCUGAAAAACUACAUUAAGGCAUUCUUUCAGAGAGCAAAGCUGUAGAAAAUACAACUGGAAGUUCACUUGGACUGAAAGGACUCUUCACAGAAGGUGGCCGCCACUUAACAAGAAAACGUAACUUAGGAGCAGCGUUUGCACUUAAAGAGUAUAUAACAAAACCCAGUCUAAGUCGGGGAGAGGGUUGGCGGACAGUUAAAUCCCUCCAGACGAAACGAGACGAGCUGUCCACGUGGACUCGAGGCACGGAGGAGCUCGCUUCCUGAUCAGAACUGUGGAGAAAUUUGUUAAAACUUUGAGUCGCAUGAAAAGGGCUUAAACACAGACCUGGAGGAGAAGACACUACCUGUGUGGAAAACGUAUUAUCGUAGGAUUUGUGAAGUUAAAGCUUUAUUAUAGUUGAACCGUAACAUUAGAAACCACAUUUUAAAACGUCCUUCGCUGCCUUAGAAUGGACACAAAAUAAGGGCUGACACAGUAUUUUUAUUUAAACAUGGCGCCGAUUUUCUGAUUGAACGCAUUGAGGAGAACGGAUGGUUGAUUUAAGUUGUCUCAGCCACUUGGUUUAUUUGUUACCUGACCUGAUGAAGAUGGGCUGUUCGCAGCCACACUGGGUUUAUGGUAAAACUGAAGAGUAAUAGUCCAUGGAAUAUUGUAGUUUCUUGCAAGUAUGACUGACACUGUUUUAAUUUCAGAUGGAAAUGAACAUAAACUGGAGGAACAAACUGUAAAUAACAGAGUAUGAUGUUAAAAAUGUAAAUAAAGUUCCUAGGUUCAGGUUUUUUCUUUUUAAAUCUUCAUUCCCAUCUGGAAACUAAACAUGGAAAUCUGUUUCUGCUUAAAAAAAAAAGAAGUUAGGAAUGAUGACAAUAAAAAUACUUAAACAGAGACUAAAGCUUAAACGUAUAAUGGAACUUAUAAUUUGACUUGAUCCCAUUUUGACUUGUAAAUGUUGACUUAGUGUUAGCUUUGGAGUUAUAUUUUGA
Monopterus albus (swamp eel) is the source of this 4199-nucleotide messenger RNA. RefSeq names its product exportin, tRNA (nuclear export receptor for tRNAs) (gene xpot). Gene Ontology annotation, molecular function: tRNA binding; small GTPase binding. The transcript is spliced from 25 exons. Gene Ontology annotation, biological process: tRNA re-export from nucleus. The coding region runs from base 343 to 3258 and encodes 971 amino acids. NCBI's taxonomy places the organism in Eukaryota, Metazoa, Chordata, Actinopteri, Synbranchiformes, Synbranchidae. The record is from RefSeq and is a predicted model, not a curated record. Gene Ontology annotation, cellular component: nuclear matrix; cytoplasm; nuclear pore.